CUUUGAAAAAAAAAUGUCAGAAAAAAUGUUAUGGCUAUGCAAUGACAUAAUUGUACUAAUAUUGAAAGAAUUACAAGACGAUACAAAAUCUUUAUAUUCAUGUCUUUUAAUCAAUAGAACUUGGUGUAGAUUGACAGUGCCAAUUUUAUGGCAGAAUCCUUCUAAUAAGAAAGGUUACAUAUCCUAUAAAGUAUGCAAUAUUCUAUUUAAUGUAAUACUUUCACAUUUAUCAGAAGAAUCAAGAAAUAAUUUGAAGUAUCAAGGAAUUGAUCUUUUUAAAGAAAUAUAUCAACGACCUUUAUUUAAUUAUAUUAGUUUUUGGAGGCAUUUAAAUUUAUAUGUCCUGGAAAAUAUAAUGGAAAAUGUUUUUGCAAAAAAUUUUGAAAUGUCUAAAAAAUCUAUUAUAGGAAAUGAAAUAAUGAAAUUGUUUAUUAAUAGUUCUGAACAUUGCUUUUCAAAACUUGAAUAUCUUGAUUGUGAUUAUACCAAUAGCAAUAUUUUGGAAAAAUUGGCUAUAAUGAAUACAUCAAUUAAACAAUUGAUAUUUAAUUAUAAGUACGACAAUAUCAGUAAUCAUGGAAUUAAUAGAUUAAUUAAAGUUCAAAAAAACCUAAAAAGAAUCAGUCUCAACCUCAACUCAAAAAUGCCGAGGGAUGAACUAUUUUGCAAAACACUUGAAGAAUCAAUAAUAAAAUGUGCAGAUACUGUCCAAUAUUUGAAAAUAAGUUGGAUUCCUGUCCCAAAAUUUUUUUCAUAUUUAAUAAAUUUAGUAAGUCUAGAAAUAAUAAAUUUUACUGAUAGAAUAUAUUUGAAUUAUUUAGUAAAAGGAACUUUUCCUCUUUUAAAAUCUUUAAAAUCUUUAAAAGUAGUAGAUGUUCCAGCAAAUAUUUGUAAAAAUAUAAUUGAUAGUACAAAAGGAAAUCUCAUUGAAAUCUCUAUUAUUUAUCAAUAUCAUCAAUAUAAUCCUGAUGAUAAUGGAAAACUUAUCCAGAAAAUUUAUCAAAAAUGUCCAAAUCUUAAAUUUCUUGAGUUAACAUUGUAUAAAGAGAAUAUUACAGAAUUCAAGAAUUUAUUAAUUAACUGUCAAUCUUUAAUUAGUUUGGAAAUUAUUGAUCAUACUAUUAAAUGGAAUAAAUUAUUUGAAGUAUUGAAAUUUUCACCAAUUAGUUUAUUUAAGUUUAAAUUUUCUACUGAAUUUAAGGUUUUGUAUCUUAAUUUGAAAUAUUUAAAAUUAUUUCUUGAUAAUUGGAAUGAUAGAAAUUCUAUGUUAUUACAUUUAAAUAUAGGCUAUUUUUUCAUAAGGAGAAGUCAGCAACUACAACA
Messenger RNA from Rhizophagus irregularis DAOM 181602=DAOM 197198, 1323 nucleotides. NCBI's taxonomy places the organism in Eukaryota, Fungi, Glomeromycota, Glomeromycetes, Glomerales, Glomeraceae. The record is from RefSeq and is a predicted model, not a curated record.